AUGAACGACGCCAAAAGAGAAAUGGCUGACGUGGAAGAAUUCGAAGGCCUUGUCCUUGCCGAUGUCAUCCCUAAACUGGAGAAAUGGUGGUUCCAGUAUCCCAACCUUCGGAAGCUGAAUUUACUCCUUCUCAGUGCCUUCUUGGCGCAGUUUACUUGUGGAUUUGACGGUAGCAUGUUGAACGGCAUGCAAUCUCUGCCUCUCUGGCGGGAAGCAUUUGGCGACCCAGGGGGCGCCCAGAAUCUGGGCAUGUUCAUUGCCGGCCGAAUCAUCAUUGGCUUGGGAACUGGCAUUGUCGCCGUGGCCGCUCCUCAGUUGAUGACAGAAGUGGCGUACCCGACUCAUCGCGGGAAAAUGGUGUCUCUAUACAUGACACAGUGGGUUGUUGCCGCAGUCAUCCCAUACUGGAGGCUGCCCAGUCUCUUGCAGGGCGCUCCAGCCAUUCUGCAGCUAAUUCUUAGCAUUUGGGUCCCCGAGUCUCCACGCUGGCUCGUGUACAAGGAUCGUCGAGAUGAAGCUUUGAGCAUCCUUUCUCAGUAUCACUCCUGCGGCGACCACGACUCUCGUCUAGUGCGCUUCGAGCUACUUGAGAUUGAAGCAACCCUGGAAGAAGAAAAGAAGCACAAGGCGAUUCAGUGGUCCGAAUCUAUCCGCACCAGUGGUAACCGUAAGCGCCUCUGGAUCUUACUUUUCAUGGGUUUCGCUGCUCAGUUGUCGGGCCUGGGUUUGACCGGCUAUUACCUGACCAAGAUCUUGAACAGCAUUGGCGUGACCAAUGCCAACACGCAACUUCUCAUCAAUGCAAUUGCUGCUGUUUGGCAGCUGUGUUGCUCUAUUCUCUUUGCUAUGCUUAUUGAUCGAGUUGGCCGACGCGGUCUGAUCACCUUUGGAAUUACUACCAUGUUGGUUGUCUUCAUAGUAUGGACUAUCUGUUCAGCCCUCAACGAGGAACGUCAGUUUUCAGACCGUCCUCUGGCGCUUGCUGUCGUUGCCAUGAUCUUUCUGUUCCAGGUUGGCUACCAACCAUUUGCCAUCUCAACAGUGCCCUACGUCGUUGAGUGUUCUCUCUACUCGUUACGCUCGAAGACAGCUAUGAUCUUCCAGUUCUGUGGCUACUCGCCUAGUUUCUUCACAGGUUACGUCAACCCCGUUGCCUUGGACCGCAUCGGCUGGCGUUACUACAUCUUUGCAUGCGCUGUUCUCAGCGUUGAAUGCGUAUUUGCUUGGUGGUAUCUGCCUGAAACACAGGGCAAGGGUCUUGAGGAGAUUGGUCAGAUUUUCGACGGCGACGAGCUUCUGACAGGUACGCAGGCCAUCACUAAGAAGCGCGAGGAGAAAUACCGUGGAUUUGAUGAGAGUAGUCUUCGUGAGCACAAAGCUCUCAGUGCGAGUCACGUUGAGAAAGGGGAAGAAUGA
This is a messenger RNA of Fusarium subglutinans, 1416 nucleotides long. Its product is annotated as hexose transporter. The record is from RefSeq and is a predicted model, not a curated record. The coding region runs from base 1 to 1416 and encodes 471 amino acids. Gene Ontology annotation, cellular component: membrane. NCBI's taxonomy places the organism in Eukaryota, Fungi, Ascomycota, Sordariomycetes, Hypocreales, Nectriaceae. Gene Ontology annotation, molecular function: carbohydrate:proton symporter activity. The transcript is spliced from 4 exons. Gene Ontology annotation, biological process: carbohydrate transport; transmembrane transport.